GUCGCUAAACAGUUUCGAUGCUUAUUUAGUCACAAAAGUUGGAAAACCAGCGAAAUUAAAUUGGGGGAAAUUGGAAUGCACUUCCUUUUUUCUUGUGUUUUUGCGGGUGAAGACAAAACUUUAUCAGGAGCAGAGCGAUGGCUGCGAAAAAAGCAGUGUCAUUUUCUUUGAAGACGGAAUCCUACAAGAUGCAAGUUGAGCGUCACUGGCCAACUAAAGGUCGUCACAUUUUGGCCCAGUAUGAUGAAGAGGAGAUAAUCGUGUACCAAGCAUUUUGCCCGGAAAUUGCAGAUUACGCAGUUUCAAAUCAGAGAUUUGGAGGACCCAAGUACAGUUUCACUCGUAUGUCGUGGAUUAAGACCAACUUUCUCUGGAUGAUGUAUCGCUGCGGUUGGGCCAGCAAACCUGGCCAGGAGAAGGUCUUGGCAAUUCACAUUCCAAGAACGGCCUUCGACACCAUCUUAUCUCAGGCGUACACUGCUCAUGCUCAGAAGGAAGCUGGAAAGACGGAUGUCGCCGUCCGCCUCCAGUGGGACCCAGACCACGCCCCUGAUGGGGGCAAGGCGGAGCGAAAGGCCAUUCAACUUGGUCUUCGAGGGGAGAUCUUAAAGUCAUUUGCGACAGACUGGAUCUUAAGGAUAGAGGAUAUCACAGCUUUUGUGAGGGAGCAGGCCGCACUCUUGGGAGAAGGGGCAACCUCAUUUGAUAAACUUCUAGUUGCUCGGGAGAGGGUUUAUGAAGUCCCUGUCAAAUCUACAGCUGAACUUAUUGGAGUUGAUCUCGUGGGCUGAAAAAGUAAUUAGGAGCCAUAAUUUGGAUAAUUAACAUCUUCUAAAUCAGUGGGCCCCGAAACAAAAUUAAGAUUGGUCUGAGGCUCUGAUCCAGCCGCAGACUUUAAGGGUAUCCUUGUAACCUUGUUCAUCCAAAAGAUUUAGAAAAAGCCUGGUUCCCCCGCCUCAAUCAGGCAUGAGAGUUUUCAGACUUUGGUCUACAAAUCAGACUUUUUCAAUCUGAGAGAAAGACCAUUAUCAGUACACACAGAUAUGCAUCUUUCAGACAUUUCAUCAAUUUUCAGACUUUUUAAAAUUGACAGUCUCAUCCCUUUUAACCAGCUGUUCAUUUUUUAUAAAGCUUAUUUUCAUUGUUUUAAUUUUCUUUUCUUUUUUAUAAUUUUGUUUCAAAUUAUUUGUGACUGUCAUUUACACGCAUUAGAUUUUCAGUGCUUAUUUUUUAUUGUCUUAAUUUUUCCUUUCAUUUAAAUAACAGUUAUUUAUAUUUUUGUUUAUUAUUUGAAUAUUUAUGGUUUUCUUUGUUGAACGUUUGAUAUACAUUGUAUUUAUGUUGUUUUUUUGAAAUUUACUAUUUUAAUUAAUUGUGUUGGUUUUAUUUUAUUUAUUUCAUUGUUAAACCCAGUGCAAUUUAGCCUUCGGCUGCUAAAUGAUGAAAAUACAACAGAAUAAUAAUUAUUAUUAUUUGGUUGAAUUGGGGGUUGAAAAUUGACCGGAUAAGAUUGAAUGGCAAAAACUCAUUAAUUUAAUAUCUGUCCACAUGAGAAGCAAUGCUGGGGGGGGGGGGGGGCAGGAACAUUGUCGGAAAAAUUCCACCAAAUGCCCUUAAAUUACUCUGGAAUUCCCAAAAUGUGAUAACCCCCCCCCCCCCAAAUAGGUCUGUCAUGCAAAGGUUUGGUUAGCAAGCAGAAAAGAAAGCUGAGUAUGAUUAGCAGUGGCCAAAUGUGAGGAUGAACUGGCCACCCUCAUGCAAGACCGAAUUACUUGGAAAAGCCAUACUCGAGCCCCCUGUGGGCGACCGAGUGAGUGAGGACAAUAUUAAUGCCACUGCUCACUCGGUCAUAUGAGAUAUGGGGUUACUUGCAAUUGCAAAUGAGGCUUGCCCAUCCACCAUCCAAUUUCCACCACCCCCCCCCCUUCCCCUAUUCUCAGCUAUCCCUGGCCAUAUCUCCCAGCCCCCCCCCCCAUCCUCCAGCCCAUCAUGUUGUAACAUGUCCCACCUUCCCUACCCCCCCCCCCCCCACCCGUUCCCACCAAUGGAAUCAUUGAUAGUGUAGCAGUGUCCCUUUCUUCAAUGUUCCAUAUCCUUCCUGGAAAUUUCUUCUUUUCAAUCAUAACAACUCAUCAGUUCUUUAUUUUAUUUUCAUGUUAAUAUUUUUUUUAUAUUAGACAUUGAAAUAAUGUUUUGCAAAAUUUGUUUGAGAUAUUUUUCCACAUAUUAGGUCAAUUUUAUGUUUUAAAAUGGUUAUUUUUAUACUUGUUAAAAAGCAACCAGUUUCACACACAACCAUAUGAACAAAAAGGGACAAUUAUUGAAAUAAAAGUAGAUUCAAUUUAAUAGAGAAUUUCAUAUGUAAUAUAUACUGUAGUACAUAAAAUAUAUAGUACAGAGCACAGUGAAAUACACAUAAGAAGUAAAAUUUGUCAAUCAAUAAAU
Messenger RNA from Patiria miniata (bat star), 2445 nucleotides. RefSeq lists its product as uncharacterized. Bases 138 to 791 code for a protein of 217 amino acids. The record is from RefSeq and is a predicted model, not a curated record. The transcript is spliced from 4 exons. NCBI's taxonomy places the organism in Eukaryota, Metazoa, Echinodermata, Asteroidea, Valvatida, Asterinidae.